GCAUUCGGCACUCGAUUGCUUUCCCCUGUAGUCUCUAGUGAGUCGAUAGCAGAGUUGGAGCUCGCGCUGAUGCAACACACUGACAGGUUGACAUCAAACCGGCUCCACUCACCACGUCUCACUACAAGAAGACAGGUUUAGAGAAGGCCACGGCACCAUGGCAGAUCAGCUAAGUCCGGAUGAGAAGUUCAACCUCAUAACCAGGAACCUCCAGGAGGUCCUUGGAGAGGAGAAGCUGAAGCAGGUUCUUCAGGAGAGAGAGGUGAAGGUGUACUGGGGCACAGCGACCACCGGCAGACCCCACGUAGCUUACUUUGUCCCCAUGUCCAAGAUAGCAGACUUCCUCAAGGCUGGAUGUGAGGUCACUAUUCUGUUUGCAGACUUGCACGCCUUCCUAGACAACAUGAAGGCCCCCUGGGAGCUGCUGGAGCUCAGGGUGAAGUACUACGAGCAGGUCAUCAAGGCCAUGUUGGAGAGCAUCGGCGUGCCCCUGGAUAAACUGAAGUUUGUCAAAGGAACCGACUUCCAGCUCAGCAGAGAGUACACGCUGGAUGUGUACCGUCUGUCGUCCAUGGUGACGGAGCACGACGCUAAGAAGGCCGGAGCGGAGGUCGUCAAACAGGUGGAGCAUCCUCUGCUGAGCGGUCUGCUCUACCCCGGACUGCAGGCUCUGGAUGAGGAGUACCUCAAGGUGGACGCCCAGUUUGGAGGAGUUGACCAGAGGAAGAUUUUUACCCUGGCGGAGAAGUACUUGCCGUCUCUCGGCUACGCCAAACGCUCCCAUCUGAUGAAUCCGAUGGUACCGGGACUGACGGGGGCCAAGAUGAGCUCCUCAGAGGAAGAGUCAAAGAUCGAUCUGCUGGACUCUCCUGGAGACGUGAAGAAGAAGCUGAAGAAGGCUUUCUGUGAGCCGGGCAACAUCCAGAACAACGGAAUCCUCUCCUUCGUCAAAUAUGUCAUCUUCCCUCUACGCGGAGAGUUCGGCAUCAAAAGAGACCCCAAGUGGGGCGGAGACAAAGUCUACACUGGGUUUGAAGAGGUGGAGAAGGACUUUGCUGAGGAGCUGGUCCACCCAGGAGACCUGAAGGCCUCGGUGGAAGUAGCACUAAACCAACUGCUGGAGCCCAUCAGAAAGAAGUUUGAGUCGCCGGAGCUCCGCAAACUUACCAACUCCGCCUACCCCGACCACUCAAAGACGAAAGGAGCAGGAAAGGGUGCCAAGGCAGGAGGAGGAGGAGGAGGAGGUGGUGGAGGAGAUGAUGAUGAGCUGGUCCCCUCCAGAGUGGACAUCAGGGUGGGCAAGGUCAUCAGUGUGGAGAAGCAUCCGGAUGCCGAUUCGCUGUACCUGGAGAAGAUCGACGUGGGAGAGCCGGAGCCCAGGACGGUAGUCAGCGGGCUGGUGGCUUUUGUCUCACAGGAGGACCUGCAGGACAGACUGGUGUUGGUGCUGUGCAACCUGAAACCACAGAAGAUGCGAGGGAUCGAGUCUCAAGCCAUGCUGCUAUGUGCCUCUAUCGAAGGGGAGCCGAGGAGGGUGGAGCCUCUGGAUCCUCCAGAGGGAUCGUCGCCGGGCGAACGGGUCUUUGUCGAGGGAUAUGAGACGGGCAAACCAGACGACAGACUCAACCCAAAGAAGAAGGUGUGGGAGAAAGUACAGGUGGACCUGAAGAUAUCAGACGGGUGUGUAGCUCAGUGGAAAGACAAGCAUCUGAUGACUAAACUGGGACAGAUCACAUGUAAGACUCUCAAAGGAGGAAACAUCAGUUAGAUACAUCACAUUCACCGCUGAAGCUGCUCCUGCCGGCCACAUUACAACAACAACUUUCAUCAACAAAUCGCCAUGGCGAUGUCAAACUUCAUCUGGAUGUUUUUCUUGGAGAACGAUGGGACAUUGAUGCCAAAAGUCUCGGAUGCUUUGGACUGGCUGUGACAAAUUUCUGUUUCCUUGCUUUGUCUCUAUUAGAGAAUGUAAUUCCUAAAAUUGUACAACAAAACAAUCUGUAACUAAUCAACCAAUGGUUCAUUACGGUUUCUCUUUACGUGAUGUUGUAUGGUGUUAAAUACAACCGUUUCUGCAAAAGAGACGUACUGUCACUCAGAUAAUGAAGGGUUGCUUUAUUGGAUGUUGGAAGUAGCUGAUGAGGAAUCUCAGGUGUUUAAAAGGGGACUUCAUGUUUCAGUAUGUUUCUGGGUUAAAAUUGCCUUCAUGGUAAAUGUCAGGGCGGGGGCCAAUCUGCCAAAACAUAUAUAAAAUCAAUAUGCCAUGUACUAUAAGACACAGGACGGUUACAUUGGGGGAAGUGUACAGAAAUCAAUAUCUGGACAUUAACUGUCAUAUAAUCACGUGAUGCAUCAUCUCUAAUAUGAAAUAAAAAUCUGUCUGAAUUC
Molecule: messenger RNA, 2388 nt
Organism: Sebastes umbrosus (honeycomb rockfish)
Lineage: Eukaryota; Metazoa; Chordata; Actinopteri; Perciformes; Sebastidae
Gene: yars1
Product: tyrosyl-tRNA synthetase 1
Exons: 14
Coding region: 158-1768 (536 amino acids)
Biological process (GO): tyrosyl-tRNA aminoacylation
Molecular function (GO): ATP binding; tRNA binding; tyrosine-tRNA ligase activity
Source: RefSeq, a predicted model, not a curated record